Messenger RNA from Heteronotia binoei (common prickly gecko), 1588 nucleotides. RefSeq names its product mitochondrial ribosomal protein L37 (gene MRPL37). The transcript is spliced from 7 exons. Gene Ontology annotation, molecular function: structural constituent of ribosome. The coding region runs from base 74 to 1459 and encodes 461 amino acids. The record is from RefSeq and is a predicted model, not a curated record. Lineage: Eukaryota; Metazoa; Chordata; Lepidosauria; Squamata; Gekkonidae. Gene Ontology annotation, biological process: translation. Gene Ontology annotation, cellular component: mitochondrion; ribosome.
GCGAGCAGAGAGGCGUCACCAACAAUCCCCCCUCAAUUGUAUACACAAGUACAACUCCGCCUCCCUAUCCGGCAUGCCUUUCGCGAAGAAAAAAUGGCCGCUGCCCUUAGAGGGAGGUAAGAUUGCUGCUAAGCGCCGGCGAGGAGGGAAAACCGUGAUGCUGUCUUUGCGAAGGUCUGCCAGGCGGGUGGCGUGCUGGGUCCCCUGUGGGCAACGCCGCACCAAGAUGUACUACGGCCCCAGACGUCCCACUGGCCCGCUGCCUCGCACGCCCUGGACGGUUCGUGGGCCGCCGCCCGGCGCGAAGUUACCCUGGUACUUACAGAACGUGCCGCCCGUGCGGGAGCAAGUGCCCGAGCUCGACGUGGUGACGUAUGAAGGGAAGAUGUACCGCGUGCCCUGGCUUGCCAAACCUCGGCAUGAGAAAUGGGAGCGAGGAUGGCACAGUCGCCGGCACGACGGACCCUGCCUGGACGGCCUGCCGAGCUACAAGGAGCGGCCUUGUUACGUCUGCCAGCAGCUGACGCGCCUGCUGGAAGGAGUAAAGCAAGCAGCAUGGCUAACAAAGACAAAGGUAAUAGAUGGUCUACCUCAACAAAUACUUAGCAUAAUGACUGAUACAGCUAAUCAACUGGAGAAUCAGGACGAAAUAGUCCAAAAUGCAAUCUAUCAUGCACGCUUUUGGUUUAGCAGUGAGGAGGAGAUCAUGGAAGAAGCUUAUUGCCCUGUACUUCUGGAAGACUUGCUUCACUUGUGCAGGUCUAUGGCUGUCAAACAUCCCUUGCUGGCCAAACGAAUGUUGGCUCAAGACUAUAGAGUGGCAGCUACAUGGGAAAGAGAAUCUGUCCUCCUCCAGGUUCGUGGUGUCAAUGGGAAGCUUUUGAAUGCUAUGAAUCCUUUAGAAUCUGUAGCAUCUAAGGAUGAGAUAUUAGCCACUGAAAAUGACAUUUUAGAAAUGUUAUAUCCUAUUGCACCUACAAUAGACCUUCAAGAAGUUAAUAUAUAUGAAACAAGAAAUGAUACAGGUUUCCAAGCGGGUUAUCCAUAUCCUCAUCCUCACACUAUAUAUUUUGCUCAUGGUGACAAAUACCGUAGAAUGAGACCGGAACAACUCCGGGCUAAAAUGUUGAUGUUUGCUUUUGGGAAUGCUCUUGCUAAGGCCAGGGUACUUUAUGGGGAUGAACCCAAAGUCUUGGAGAAACCCAUUGUUGUUCAAAGUGUUGGCACAGAUGGCCAGAGUUUCCAGUUCAUGGUGUUCCAGUUAAACACAACUGAUUUAGAUCCCAGCCAUGGUGUUAAAAACUUGGCCUGGAUUGAUGCAGACCAACUUCUGUAUGAAGAUGCCAGGCGUUGCCCAGAAAUCAGGAAGAAGGUUGUCAUGAUUCCUGCUGGAGUACAUGGCUAUCAGCCAGCUACAUUCAAGAAGUUCCUGGCAUUCUACUUGCAUGGUGUUGUGUGAGGCUUCUCAAAAAGUCUUUGAAUUAACCUGCAUCAGUUAUGUUUUCCUUUCGUGAUGUUGGGCUUAUAUUGUAUUAAUGGCUAGAGGGUAUUUUAUUUUUGUGAAUAAAGUUUUUUUUAAAAAAAAAAA